AAGAAGAGAACAGCAGAUGCCGGAAUCAAAUGUUGAAGCGCUGAUUGUAAAAUGUGGCUUGAAAAAUUAUUUAUAAUCUACUUGCUUACACUCUUUAAUUCGAUGGAUGGAUAUUUUUUGGAUAAUCAAUUACAGAGAACUGGUAGACAUAGGCGAAAAGAAUCCAACGAGCUGAGAAACAUGCACAGAAAUUCAUUGUCAUCUGUAAAUAGUCAUUUUAUAACAAAAAAUAGUACACGAGUGAUAAGCCAACGUGGUGGACUCGCAAUUCUGCCAUGUAGCGUCACAAUGACUCAACCAGCCACUGUAUCGUGGUUCAGACGGAAAGACUUUUUAUUAUUAACUGUUGGACUUAGUACGUAUAGUAGUGAUGAUCGUUUUCUAGUGGAGCAUACGAGGCAUUUAGGAAAUUGGGCGCUGAGAAUAAAGAACGCUCGCAAAGAUGACGAAGGAAUAUACGAGUGCCAGCUAUCGACACAUCCACCUGAGUCGAUAUUCAUUGAACUUAGGAUAGUCGAGGCCGUAGCUGAAAUAAUAGAAGCGCCCGAUUUGCAUAUAAAUGAAGGGUCCACACUAAGAUUAGAAUGCAAGCUGAAACGUGCUACUGAAAGUCCAUUAUAUGUAUUCUGGUAUCAUGAGGAUAGAAUGAUUAAUUACGAUCAUGAAGACGGAGUUUCAGUAUCAUCUAAAUUAACUUCGAGUAUCUUGACUGUGAGAAAUGCGACUGCAAGACACGGAGGCAACUACACAUGUGCACCAGCAAAUGCUAGACAGUCGAGCAUUUAUGUUCAUGUCCUUAAAGGCGAAAAACCAGCUGCCAACAUUGCUGCGACACCAAAUAAAAGCAUUACGAGUAGCAGUACGACAACUGUUUACCCAGCAAGUCAUUCACCAAAUGUUUUUAGAAACAUCUUUUCUAUGCUCAUUGUUUUAGUAAAUUUAAAAGAUCUGAUACGAAGGAUUUUAUAAGACACAAAAUUGAUGGGAAAAUUCUUUCUACUUUUACUUUCAUGAAAUUUUUAUAUUGUCCGACAUUUCAAAAAGCUAAAUUAAAUUUAAUUAAUUAGCAUAACAUGUUAUUAAACAACUAAUAAAUUUCCAUUCAGUUCUCGAGUACACUUAAACUAAAUGUUUAUUGAUUAUUCAACCAAGAAAGUGGAAUUAAAUUGAAUUUAUAUUUUGCAAUAGUUUAAGAAUGAUUAAUUAUAAUGUAGCAUGAGAUAUUCAAUUGUAUCAUAGUGAUACCAAUCCAACAGUUUAAAUACCUAAAUCUAAUAAAUUAAUUAUUUCAACAAAAUCAUUUCACUUUCCGCAUCAAAGAUGACAAUAUGCUGACGACUAAUCAUGUCG
This is a messenger RNA of Clunio marinus, 1350 nucleotides long. The record is from the annotation of a GenBank genome assembly. NCBI's taxonomy places the organism in Eukaryota, Metazoa, Arthropoda, Insecta, Diptera, Chironomidae.